Messenger RNA from Aplosporella prunicola CBS 121167, 2924 nucleotides. RefSeq lists its product as uncharacterized. The record is from RefSeq and is a predicted model, not a curated record. The transcript is spliced from 2 exons. NCBI's taxonomy places the organism in Eukaryota, Fungi, Ascomycota, Dothideomycetes, Botryosphaeriales, Aplosporellaceae. The coding region runs from base 179 to 2665 and encodes 828 amino acids.
CUAGCGUGUGAAAGUGCCCCGACGUGAAUAGACCAGCAAAGUUCUGUCUUUCACCUUCACCGCGCUCCUUCCAUUCCUGCUUCCGGUCAUCUGGAGCAGUCACCCUAAUCACCCUAACAAUUUAUUUAAACCCACUCCACCCCCCCACUACUAAUUUUCUUUUUUCGCCAACUCCAUCAUGUCUGACACCACCCCUAAGAUGAGGGGCGACAACAACACCCGCGCUGACAUGCUCAAGCGCAUGGGCAGCCAGACCACCCUAGGCCAGCGUGUACAGCUCUCUGGGGCUCUGCAGCGCGAAAUUUUGGAUGACGAGAUCGUCGACUUGGCGACAAUUCUCAAAGACGCUCCCCCAAUGCCGGACCUUCCGGCCAGCUUCACUUCACAAACCUCACCAGAGGUCUCUCAGGCCCCCAAGACGCCGGAAAACUUGCCUUCUGCACCGGUCAACAAUGGCAAGAAUAAGAAGAAGCGCAAGUCUAAGAGCAAGAGCAAGCUGAAGGGCAGUGACCCUUCCUCUACAGAGACUGAAGAGAUCAAAGAAGGACUUCAGUCAUGGAAGUUCAUGAACAAGAAGGCGCGGGACCCGCCGGUCACCAAGGACGAGAAGAGCUCGCCGACCGGUACGGAAUCAUUUGAGAUGCUGUCUGCCCCCACAUCAGAAAUCAGUGAUUAUUUUGACACAGGACUGCAACAAAAAGAAGAGAAAGAGAAGAGCGAGUCUGAAGACAGCGCAUUGGAAGCUAUUAGACUAAAGCUUAGGCAACAGCUUGCUAACACCGGAGGGUUCUGCUACAACUCCAAGUAUGAGUUUGCUCAUCUUCGGACGGCGCCUCCUCCGGAGAAGCCUGCCCCGCCAGCUCCUCCAGCUCCCACCAACACCGAAGUCGAGACAGAACCUGAAGGCAUGAAGACGCCUACCAACAAGGGCAAGGAAGCUCCUGCAGCCCAAGGGUCGUCUCCGAUUGGUCUGGGUCUGGACAUGAGUGCCCCGAGCACUGCUAAGGAUACUCCUUCGAUGGGUCUUUCAGGACUUUCCCUCAGCUUUGAUGACACGUCGUCGCCUCCGGAUGGCCCUGCGGACGAACAAUCGAGCCCGACCCGCUUCCUUCAGCCGACGAAGCCUAUCGAAGUCAGCCCUAUGACCCUAUUUCCUCCCUAUCGCUUCAGUCAAGAGUCGACAACCCCCAAGCAACUUCUGGCUGAUCCCAUCCAUCCUUAUGCCGAUCUCUGGGCCAAGUUUUCAAAGCCGACCGAGUUUAGGCUGUCUGAAGACCCUGAGAAUCAUGCUGCUUACAUGAAGAUUCGCAAUGAGCUCAUUGAAUGCUGGAUGGUUGCCACCGGCCAAAAGAACGCACCACCCGAAGUCCUUCGUGUCCUCUCUGGCAUGCUGCUCGAAGAGGAGAAGCUCAGAAUGCAGAAGAAGGCUUCCAUGCCUCCUUCAGAGCCGGUUAGCGCCAUCAACUCUCCGACCAAUGCUGGCCCUUCCUUCACUGGCGCCUCGACCAAUUCUCGUGGUCGCAAUAUAAGCAGAAAGCUCAACAGGACGUUCAACGAGUUGCAACGCACUCCCGGUAGCGGUGUUCAGUCCACUAUCAAUACUCCGCCGUCAAAGUCAGCUUCGUUCCCUGUCGAGACCUCCGUCGUGCAUGGUGGUCCGUCUCCACGCAUCAACACUACCCGCAAGGUCAGCAAUGCUGCUGAGCGUCCCAGACUUGCGAUGACUCCUCAAACGCCCAUGAGCGGUAGCUUCUACAUACCUUCACCGCCCACGACUUUCUCCGAUAGCACCAAGGCCAGCAAGAGCGCACCUCUUUCUCAGCUGCCUUUUGAGAAGGGUAAGACUCUCAAGACCAAGCGCAGCUUCUCUUUUGCUAGCAUCAACAAGAACAAGGACAAGAGUACGCCUACGCUCUCUGCUACUAGCAUGUUCUUCAAGAAGAGCAAGUCUUCGAGGAGCGGGUCCAUCACCUCCGAGGAGAGUCUCCUCAACAAGCACAUUGACGACCUGCUGUACGCAGUGAACGCUUGGUACACCACCGGUGGUCAGAAGUCGCAGGAGAACCCCAUCACACUACUUGCUCAGAUGGCUCUCAAGGUCGCCCAAUCAGUCCUGGACCAGGCCAACACUCGUUUCUCGUCGUAUCUCUACCCCGGCGGCACCGACGAUGAGGACGGCGAAGAGCGGAUGUCGGUAGUCCAAGAGAACAUGACGCGCCAGAUCGAGUCUCUUCUUAUCCGCUGCAGCAUGGACGAGACUCGUGUGCGCACUUAUCAGCCUUCUCCUCCCAAGCCCGUGUUCAGCCAUGACUACCUCCAGGCGGGCUACGAGUGCACGUGGGCUGUCCGCUUCUGCGAAUGGACCGAAGAGCAGGAAGAGCUUCGUCGCUUCAUCGAUCAGGAAGAAAACAAGAUUCUCUACGGCACGAGCGGCACGAGCGGCACUACCGAGAGUUUCCGCAAGCCUGAUAGGACCAAGGAGCUGAUGGAGAAGCUCAGCUGGGUUACGUACUCUUCGCAGCCCGAUUAUGCGGUCAAUAUCUCUGUUGAAGAGGCUGAGCAACGUCUCCAGCAUAUGCGUGCUGAGAAUCAUGAGCAGGACGAUGUUUGGAUGAAGUGUGAAGAGCAACUGUGCAAGCUCACGGGCCUGAUCAGCUCGAUUUGAAGUGGACUUGUUGAAUUCCACGCAGCAAUCAAGGUUUGUGAUUUGAAGAUUGAAAGGUUGGAAGAUUUGCGAUUCUAAUCGCUUUCAUGUGGAGCCUUCAUUGGCUCGUCAGGCGUAACGAACGGUAUGGUUUGGUUUGGAAACUUGAUGAUUGAGAUGACUACCCUUUUGUUUUGCUCACGAUCCGAGACCUCGCUAUCUUUUGGUGGAUCAAUCAUUCUUGCCCUUUUCUUUUACUUUUAUGAUGACGACUUGGAAU